UUAUAUCAGUCAACUUUUUACCUUUUGUCGCCUCUUGAUAUGGAUAGUUCUGUUGAGUAAAGAGUUUAUUUAAAAUUUUGUGCUACUAAGAAAAUUUCGUGUGCUGAUGCAAUGAAAAUAUUGCAAAAAGGUUUUGGAGAGUCUGCUCUUUCAGAAGCUCGAGUAUACGAGUGGUUUCGGACGCCUAUCCACGUCAAACACCGAAAAUAUACAAAACUACAAUCCAACUGCAUUUGUCUCCAUCUUGUUACUUGUUCCUCCAUUUGGAAUAAUGGGAAAGAGUGGAUCUUGCUGCUUCGUCAUCCAGUAUCAACGAGUAGAGGAGACCAGGAGAACAAGAGUAUCGUAUUGCUGUGCUUUUACGACUUGCUUAACAAGCAUAUUUUCUACAAGGUUUGCACCACCAGCCCGAUCCUGCUUCUUGAAUUUUGGGGAGAUUUUGCGCCAGUCCUUGGUGCGUCGAUCCAUAUUUUACAUAUGAUUUUACUGCAGAGCUGCUUUGGCUGGAUUCGAAGAUUCCACUGUGCUUCCGUCGACACCUGGGGCUUUAUCUGCUUUUAGUGCCAAUUGGGCUGUUUCCACCUUUUCAUUGUUUGGGGCCGAGAGUCUCGUUGAUAGAAGAAUAUAGAGAAGUGGGUUGAUACAGCUUUUCACUUCAGAUUAUUAGUCUCUAUUAAUUACAAUGACAAAUAAAACACCGUUUCGCCUUUACAUCACGAAAAUUUCAUCUUAAAUAUCAUUCACAAUGUGAUUCGUUUUAUCAUAUACUUUCAAUAUAUUCCAUUUUCUAGUUAUAGUAUAAAAAUAUGCACAGAAAAAAAUCGCCAAUUAAAAAGUUGCACUUUUUACUCUCACCUCUUUCAUUUGGUUGCACCGCUUUAAUUGUUAUCAGAAUCUCAAAUUGUAUUAUGAUUUACAUUCUUUGUUCGUAUCUUAUAUAGUAUAUACCGGCAAACUUCAUGGUAAUUGGUUAAUAAUUACUAAA
This is a messenger RNA of Hermetia illucens (black soldier fly), 985 nucleotides long. RefSeq lists its product as uncharacterized. The coding region runs from base 112 to 561 and encodes 149 amino acids. The transcript has 3 exons. The record is from RefSeq and is a predicted model, not a curated record. NCBI's taxonomy places the organism in Eukaryota, Metazoa, Arthropoda, Insecta, Diptera, Stratiomyidae.